AUGGAAGAGAUAAAUCAGAGUAAUAAUCCAUACCCUGUUAUGCCUACGGGAUAUCUCCUCGGAUCAUAUCUAGCUCUCGCGUUAUACGGUGUCCAUACUUCCCAAGUUAUCCGAUACUUUUCCCAUCAUCGAGAUCCGCUCAGAACGAAAUUAUUAGUCUGCUGGAUAUUCCUUCUCAGUACAUUGCAAAUCAUCAUUAUCCUCCUAUCGAGUCAUCAGUAUUAUGUCAAUGGGAUUGUGGAUAAGAAGAUAUGGGGCACGUUUUGGUGGCCACUGAGUUUUCAAGAUGGUUUGAUCCCCCUCAUGGCAUUCACAGCCCAAUUAUAUUUCGGAAGAAGAGCAUGGUUGUUGACUGGUAAAAAACCUUGGAUGAUCUGGGCGACUUCGAUCUUAGCUACUAUAACAUUUGCAUGUGGUAUAGCCCUCGCUGUAACCGCCCACAUAUGGUCCGACAACCCCUUCGUCCCCUCUCAACUCUUCAAACAACGUACCAUUGGUAUUCCCUCUCAGAUCGUCGCCAUCACCUGGAUGGGUCUAUCGGCAUUCACAGAUGGAACCAUCACCCUUCUACUCAUAUGGCGAUUUAGACAAGCAAGACGGAACAGUGUCUUCUAUUCUACUCGACAUCUUGUCCGGAAGAUGAUUGCUCUCACUAUGGAGACUGUCUUACUCACUCACAUAGUUGGAGCUACAAUGUGUAUAAUCUUCCUUGCAUCUCCUGCGGCACAUCGAACGAAGAACAACGUAUUUUGGAUAUUGCUCGAAUCAAUCACCGAGCUUUACGCUUUAUCAAUCGUGUUCACCAUCAAUUCUAGAUCACCUACUGCUCCCCCAAUACCAGAUACAGUCGUAGAUGAUUCAGAUGGAAAAGAUGGAGAUGGGAGAGAUAGGUUACCUGAUGGUUUGGCUCAGACGGCAUUGGAUUAUCAUGUCGAGGGAUAUCAGGGAUCAACACCAUUCGGAGUCAGAGCUGUCAACGUUAACGUACAAGUGGAUAGAUCUCAUGGAUCUGGAUCUGGGACUGGGUCAUCACGGACGGGAGAUACGAUACCGUCGCCCUUCACACCGAUGGAUAUCGUUGGACAGCAGUAUUUCCCAUCGUUCACUAUGGGUUCGCCGAGGAGAUCGUCGAUGGAGAUGGAGGAUGAGAUAGAUGAAAAGGAUGGGAAAUAG
Kwoniella botswanensis is the source of this 1173-nucleotide messenger RNA. RefSeq lists its product as uncharacterized. Bases 1 to 1173 code for a protein of 390 amino acids. The record is from RefSeq and is a predicted model, not a curated record. The transcript has 4 exons. Lineage: Eukaryota; Fungi; Basidiomycota; Tremellomycetes; Tremellales; Cryptococcaceae.